Messenger RNA from Ylistrum balloti, 2434 nucleotides. RefSeq names its product receptor-type tyrosine-protein phosphatase kappa-like. NCBI's taxonomy places the organism in Eukaryota, Metazoa, Mollusca, Bivalvia, Pectinida, Pectinidae. The transcript is spliced from 21 exons. The record is from RefSeq and is a predicted model, not a curated record. Gene Ontology annotation, biological process: protein dephosphorylation. Gene Ontology annotation, molecular function: protein tyrosine phosphatase activity. Bases 167 to 2293 code for a protein of 708 amino acids.
UUUGGAAACAGAUUGCAAUUUCAGUGGUCGCUGUACAGCUGGAUGUGCUAACGGUACAUAUGGAGACAACUGUAGUCUGCCUUGUUCAGAUCACUGUACGACCUGUGCCCAAGAUGGAGGACAGUGUUUAACUUGUAUCGAUGGUUAUUACAAUACUUCUUGUUCAAUGGAUUGUGGUAACUGUGAAGCCAAACGCUGUGAUAUGACAACAGGAUUUUGUGAGAAAUCAUGUCUGACGGGUUGGACCGGUCAGCGUUGUGAUGUCAAAGGAGCCAGACAGUCGGGAGAUGAAGGCGGUAAUAUAGGAACGUACGCUGGAGGAGGAGCAGCUGUUGUUCUACUGGCUGUUGUGAUCAUAGUAACAAUGUGUAAAGUCAAACGAUCAUCCACUUCGAAAGAAAACACAUCAGAGCCUACAAUAUUAUAUGAAAAGCCACCAUCGUCAAACAAUUCAAACGAGCAUUCAGAUAAAAAUGAAGAGCAUACCUAUAUCAAUAUUGUGGAUGAAAUUGCACAAGACUAUCCAGAAGAAAAUAGUUACUGCAACGAAGGACCAACUUGGUUUGCUGUCAGUAGGCUGAAGGCAAUGAUUACUGAUGAAAUGGCAAAUAGAAAACAGGAAUUUAUAGCGCAAUUUGAAACAUUUCCGGUAGGAGGCGUUUAUCUUCAUACGAUUGCAGAAAAGCAUAAGUCUAAAAAUAGAUUCAAAUCCGUAUAUCCAUAUGACCAUUCAAGAGUUAUACUUGACAGCCGUGCAGGCGAGAAAGGAUCAGACUAUAUAAACGCCAACUACAUAGACAGCGUUGAAGAAAGGAAAGUCUAUGUUGCAACCCAAGCACCCAAGCAAAAUUCGGCUGAUGAUUUUUGGAGGAUGGUCUGGAUUCUUAACUCCGGAAAGAUAGUGAUGCUUACAAAUUUAGUAGAAGGUGGAAAGGAAAAAUGUGUCAAGUACUGGCCUGACGAAGGGGAUCCAAUGACAACACAAACAUUCGACAUAACACUCCAAAGGGAACGAGACUAUGCUUACCACGUCGUCAGGAGUAUCACGCUUAUCGAACGAAAGUCAAAGGAAAAAAGAGAGAUUCAGCAAUUUCAUUUCACGAACUGGCCAGACCACGGAACGCCGAACACGUUAGAAUUUGUUCUGUUUCAUCGUCGUGUAAAACUUCACAGAACUGUCCUUCCUGGCCAGAUGGUUAUUCACUGCAGCGCUGGUAUUGGAAGGACAGGAAUGUUUAUUGCCCUUGACGCUUUGUUAGAUUUCGGUAAAAAGUAUGAUCGUAUCAACGUCCGACAUUUCGUGAAUAAGAUGAUGAAGGACAGAAUGAAUAUGAUUCACACAGUGGAGCAGUACAUUGCUCUUCACGAAAUCUUGACUGAGGCUUUUCUCCUUGAAGAUACCCUUAUACCGAAAUCGACAUUUGUUGCAAAAUACAAUGCUCUCUCUCUGACGGGACAACUUCAAAACUUGACACAGCUGAGGAAUGAGUUCAAAUUGAUUUUGGAUCUCAAGCCCGAUUACACGCAGCAACAGGACUUCUUUUCUUCUUCACUUCAAGACAACGAAACAAAAAACAGGACGAAGCGAAUAUUGGCAGGGAAUAGAUUAAGGGCUGUCACCAAAUCGUUUCCUUCUAGCCGGAACGACCAUAUCAACGCUGUUAUAACACAGUCUUACACAUGCAGACAAGGAUACAUCGUUACUCAGUUUCCACUGACGGACACCAGAGCUGACUUCUUGGCCCUUGUGAUGGACAACCAGUGUGACACUAUUGUCAUACUCGGGGACGAAAAGGACACUGGACAGGAUACACAAUGGAUGCCGGAAGAUGAAGCCGGUAUUGAUGUUGGUAAUUUCAACGUUAAGCAAAUGACCAGACCAACAGAGCGUAAUGACGUAGAUGUAAUUGAUGUUUCAAUAAAGAGAAAGAAAGCAAAGGCAGCUCACAGUGUGAGAAUAUUCCGGUUGAAGGAGUGGACAACAGAUGAACAGGUUCCAUCAUCAAAACAAUCCAUUAUUCAUCUUCUGGAACAGGUGGAUAGCAGACGCCGGUCAAGUGGGAAUAAACCUGUUGUUGUUACUUGCAAGGACGGAUCAACUCAAUGUGGACUAUUUUGCCUUAUGGCGAACACCCGCGACCAGAUCAAAAUGGACGAGGAGGUGGAUGUAUUUCAGGCUGCGCGACAACUUCUUAUCAGGCGACCAGAGUUUUUGAGCAGUUUUGAGCAGUAUUACUUCUGCUAUGCCCUCUUGAAAGAUUAUCUAGAGGCAACCGACGUGUACAUCAACUAAGAAGACAGUGAAUAAAACCUGGAGACGGAAAAUUCGAUUUGAGCCCGUGGAGUCGGCAACUGUCCUUUUGCUACGACUGUAAUUGUACCAUAGAAUGCGACUUUUUUCAUCAUCUAGUAGAUUAUACUUAACUAGCUAGCG